This is a messenger RNA of Zea mays, 458 nucleotides long. RefSeq lists its product as uncharacterized. NCBI's taxonomy places the organism in Eukaryota, Viridiplantae, Streptophyta, Magnoliopsida, Poales, Poaceae. The record is from RefSeq and is a predicted model, not a curated record. Bases 15 to 458 code for a protein of 147 amino acids. The transcript is spliced from 3 exons.
UAUUUUCCUGACCUAUGAUGACGACUCAAGGAGGUUUGCAGCCGACAAGCAAUGAAGCUAAUAUGUGCACCAACGACAAUGGUAGCCAACUUGGUACACGGAUUGUGGACGAGAUUAUGGCCGGGAAGAACGUCUUCUUUGAUCUUCCUGACAAGUUGACUGGUGAGAUAUGGACCUUGAAAUUCCAUUGCAUUGGAGCACAACCUGGAAAAGAAAUUGUCACAGUAAAUAUUGAUAAAGCUUAUGUUGCCUUUUACAACGUGGUGUACAUAAAAUCGAAACUUGGAUAUUCUGGGAGGGACUUCUUGUUUUACAAGAAACGAUGUGGCAUUGAUCGAUCCAGGCUAUUGGCACUUGAUUACAUCCACCAAGAAGAGGCCAUGAUGUCUGAUAACAUGGAUGAGAGAAAAAUAAGUUUUGUGCUCACAAAAGAUCCACCCAGUGAUCUAGAGAUUUAA